AUGGAAGUGCAACCUAAGACUGUCGAAGAUCAAACAUUUAAUGACUAUAAUGUACCUAUUUUCAGUUAAUUCACCUACUCAUUCCCCAACAUGGAAAAAACGCAAAUGAAAGAACUUAAAUAGUUCAUUAAAGUCCAAUUGCAGUUACAAGAACUCUAUGUUAAUUAUGUGAAGAAUGUCUAGAACAGUAGUAAUUAGGAGGCACUUGAAAAUGGUCAUUCUGAUGCUCAACUUUAGAACAGUCAUUUUGAUAUUGCGUAGAUUUAGAAAGUUUUAUACAAGCCUCUCGUUAUUGUUGGACCAUCAGGAGCUGGAAAAGGAACAUUAAUUGAUCACAUUGUAACUAAAUACUCAGACAAGUUUGGCUUUAGUGUUUCAUACACUACUAGAAACCCAAGAGUCGGAGAGGUCCACGGCAAGAACUACUACUUUGUUUCCAAAGAGGAAUUCUAAAAAAAGAUCGAGAAUAAUGAUUUCAUAGAAUACUGUCAAGUGCACACCAAUUUCUAUGGCACCGAAAAAGCUUAAGUUAGAGACUUUUAGAAGAGUGGUAUUAUUCCUCUGCUAGAUAUAGAUAUUUAAGGAGCUAAGAAAGUAUAUGCAGCCUUCCCAGAAGCUAACUUCAUAUUUAUUUGCCCACCUUCAAUGUAGGAGCUGAAAAACAGACUCGUAAAGAGAUCAACUGAUUCUGAGGAAUAAAUCUAGAUCAGACUUAGAAACGCUGAGAAAGAAAUAUCAGAAUGCCUUUACUCAAAGCAAAUGAUUUAGUACAGAAUAGUUAAUGAAGACCUUAAUAAGUCAUUCCAAAUUUUCACUAAGUUAAUUGAGGCUCUUUAUGACAAUGAACUCGGUCUUGUUUCAGAUUAAAGUGAGCCUGCUUAAAUAAAUGGACAAUAUAUAAUUGAUCUAUGA
Messenger RNA from Stylonychia lemnae, 912 nucleotides. NCBI's taxonomy places the organism in Eukaryota, Ciliophora, Spirotrichea, Sporadotrichida, Oxytrichidae. The record is from the annotation of a GenBank genome assembly.